Messenger RNA from Lasiosphaeria miniovina, 1289 nucleotides. RefSeq lists its product as uncharacterized. Bases 146 to 1027 code for a protein of 293 amino acids. The record is from RefSeq and is a predicted model, not a curated record. The transcript has 6 exons. NCBI's taxonomy places the organism in Eukaryota, Fungi, Ascomycota, Sordariomycetes, Sordariales, Lasiosphaeriaceae.
GGAGGCCUGCGGAAAGCCCCAACGCUCUCGCAAGGCCGAUCUCCUCGUGCCGCUGUCUAUCGAAGUGCCGGCCCUGAUCUGCAUCCUUCUCCGGCUGUACUCGCGGUGGUGGUCGACUAAGCACUUCGAGGCCGACGACUACAUCAUGAUGGUUGUAGCGGUGUUCUAUACCGUAUUUGAGGGGCUAGGGUUCUCAUCGGCCCAACUGGCUUUUGGAGUCGAUGUCUGGACGGUGGACUCGGCCACUUUAACGCUCUCGCUAAAGUUCUUCUACGUCGGUGAGACCUUCUACCUGACCAUCCUGACGCUGACCAAGGCGUCGAUUCUUUGCUUUUACCUACGAAUUUUCCCCGACCGCAACUUCCGACUGGUUGCGUACGCCGUCAUGGCGUGGGUCGUUCUAUCGGGUAUGGUCUUCGUCUCGCUCCAGAUCUUCCAGUGCAUGCCCAUCAACUUCAUAUGGGAGGGCUGGAAGAAGGGAGAGUUUGGUCCGUACCGGUGUCUGGACAUCAACACACUCGGCUUCACCAUGGCAGCAUUCAACAUUGCCCAGGAUAUUGCGAUUCUGAUCUUGCCACUUCCCCGGCUGGCCAAGCUCGACGUCUCGAGGCGAUCUAGGCUUUGUAUCAUGGCCAUGUUUUCGCUAGGGGUCUUCGUCUUAGUAACCAGCUGUGUCCGGCUCUGGGCCAUAUAUUCCUUUGGAGACUCGGUGAACCCGACGUGGGACUACACCAACGCCCUAAUCUGGACGGGGCUAGAGGUGGCUGUGAGCAUCAUCGUAACGAGCCUACCGGCAAUCCGCGUCUUGAUCAGCAGGCGGGGCAAUCUCCAUUGGUCUCUGGGAGGGCGCGGACGGAGAGGGCAUGAGCACGACGUCUUUGGAAACACUACAACGAGUUCUUUCGGCGAUACCACGAUAGUGGGAUCAUGGCACGGCGCUCCGCCGGCAUUAAAGCGGCUCUCGGCCAUCAGCCGCAUCUCGUCCAUCGUGGUGAAGACGCCGACAGAUGAGGAAAUGCUGCACUGACGUUUGACAAGCCGCCGAGCCAAAGGGGAAUAGACCCCAAAACGACUGACAGUCCGGGGGGCGACGUGCUGGCCGAUGCUCGCAGCAAUAACGAGCAUGCAUUCCUCGGAUCUUUCGAAGGGGGGUACGGAGGGGCCGAGGACGGGAUAUCGGAGAGAGAUACCGGGCAGUUGCCGAAUAUCAACGGCGUGCUGUUGGGCCAAAGGCCGGCCUCGAGUCCGCCGCCGCUCUCGCAUCAGCCAAGUAUGACGCGCGUCGAAAC